Blepharisma stoltei is the source of this 1464-nucleotide messenger RNA. NCBI's taxonomy places the organism in Eukaryota, Ciliophora, Heterotrichea, Heterotrichida, Blepharismidae. The record is from the annotation of a GenBank genome assembly.
AUGACUUCUCAGCCUUCAGACCCUGCCACAUCCAGGCGUUUUACCCCGAAUCUUUCAAACUGUCGAUCGAGGAAAAACAGCCAGGACUUUAGACCUCGAGCUGACUCGAAUUCAUCAAGUGAAGAGCUGUCGACCUUUUGCUUAAAAAACCAAGAUUAUUACUUCGCCAAGCCUCCAGAACUCCGCAAGCACAGCCGCAGCCAAGAUCAGCCAACUUCCCCCUUUGUCCUUUCAAAAAAUUCCGAAUAUUACUUCAGACCAGGAACCGUAUGCGAAGAGAUGGCUAUGGAAGAAGACGACUACUGAGAGCAAGCCAAAGAAAUCGCCUGACAGCAUGGAGGUGUUUGCCUCUCUUCUACUUGUGAAAACCCCCAUUUCAGCCUUGUCUAUCGAUGCCGGAUGGGACAUGUUUGAGAAUCCGCAGAGGUUUUAUUGAGUGGACAAUGAUGCUGAGAAUGUACUAAAAGUCUAGAAAAAGCCAAACUUUUUGCUGAGUCCAAUGGAGGAGAGUGCUUAAAUGAAGAAAUGGACUUGAUGCUGGAAUUUAGAUGUGCCCAAGGACACCAAUGGAGAGCUGAUUACUCUAACUCCCCCCCCCCCCCCUCCGUGAGCGAACAAAACCAUUAGAAAAAUCGCCAUUUUUUGACCAAAAACCCACCCUCCGUGAGUGAACAAAAAAAUUUUUUUUAAUAGAAAAAAUUUUAAUGGAAAAAAAUUUUGAUAUAUAAGUGAUAAUUAGUAUAAUGAAAUCUAGAGCUAAUUCUGUUUAAUUUUAAACAAAUUGCGUUUUAAAAACAUAAAUUUUGCAAAUUAAAUUAAUAUUUGCUUCCCAAUUUUUGCAAAUUUAGGAUUUUUUUAAAUUUCGAAAAAAAUAUUUUUUAUAAAAUUUAUAUAUAAAUUUUUUUUAAAAAAAAAAUUUAACCCCCCUCCGUGAGCGAACAAAAUUUUUUUUGUUCGCUCACGGAGGGGGGGGGGGGGAGUAAGUAUUUAAGCCAGAAGUGAUGCCAGCAAUGCAACUGCACAAGCAGGACCAGCAAAAAGCAGCAGAGACUGCUAGAACAGCAGAAAAUCGAAGAAGAGCAAGCCAAAUUGCAAGAAGAACUGUUUAAAGAAGCAAGACAACAAAUGGAAAGAAAUUUGGACAUGGAGCAUGCUAAGUCGUUAGUAAUGGAAGAACAAAUAGAAAAUGACGCAAGGAUCAUGACUGAAAUGUUUAUGAGUUCCCACUCAGGAGAUUGCAGUUAUGAGCAAGCACUCGCUAUAUACAAAAUUUUGUGUGCUCCAGAAAAUUAUGUAUAUGCAAAGUACUUUUCGAAGAAUUUGGGCGAAGGGAAUGUAAACAGCGCAUAUAGACAGCUUGCUAAAUUAUUGCAUCCUGAUAAGAACAAGCAUCCUUUAGCAGGAGAAGCUUUUCUUAAAGUAUGCAAUGUAUUUAGUACUGUCAAUUUUAGUCAAACAAGCUAA